GCGAAUGAUUCUCCUGUAGGUGGCGAUAAAUUCAUAGUAUCCGAACUAUCGGCACUCAGCGGCUUCCGUCUGCAUCCGGUGCGCUGUCCGCGGCCAACAAUUUUUAAUGUGAGAAUUUCACCUCUACAUAUUUUUCCACGUCGUAAAGCAUAAUACCACCAGGCACAAAUGUCUUCUGACGCACUGAAAAAGCGAAAGGCUAAAGUUCUUCGUAACGAAGCCGGAACUCCUGAGGUGAAACGAGGAAGAGGUGACGUAGACCACCAGGAUGUACGCAUCUACAACGAGGAGGUGGAGCUUGAUGGCAGGGACCACGAGGGGGACUUCCUCCAAUUUAAAGAAUCGUGUGAAGGGUUGGCCGCUCUGAUGGGUGAAAUACAGAAGCUCAAAGCCAAUGGGGCAAAAGAGGGGUCUGCCGAGAUUGAACGGAGACGCUUGCAGAGCUGCAGCCACUUCAUGACUUUGAAAAAACUCAACCGUCUCGCUCACAUGCGACUUAAAAGAGGCAGAGACCAGACCCAUGAGGCAAAGCAGAAAGUGGACGUGCUGCACCUCCAGUUGCAGAAUCUUCUGUAUGAAGUUCUGCAUCUUCAGAAGGAAAUCAGCAAAUGUUUGGAGUUUAAGUCUAAGCAUGAGGAUAUCGAUCUCGUGAGUGAGGAAGACUUUUACAAAGAUGCGCCGGAGGAGAUUUCCAGGCCGCAACUCACCAAAAACGAUCCGCACCAGCUCACACUGGCACGAUUAGACUGGGAGCUUGAACAGAGGAAAAGAUUGGCAGAGAAGUACAAAGAGUCCCAGGCCACCAAGGAGAAGAUCCAGAAGACUAUUGAGGUCAAGAAGGAACACCUGAGGAGCUUGCAGCCUGGCCUGAACGCCAUCAUGCAGGCCUCUCUCCCAGUGCAAGAGUACCUCGCCAUGCCUGUUGAACAGACACAGAAACACAGCGAGAUUGCUCAGCACCUGCCGCCGCCUCUCUAUGUCCUGUUUGUUCAAGCCAACGCAUACGGCCAAGCAUGCGACAAGAACCUGAGCGUGUCUAUCAGUGGGGAUGUGGACGAGGCCAAGGCAAUGUCUAAACCUCCGGAGGAUUCUCAGGAUGAUGACAGUGACUCUGAUGCAGAGGAAGAGCAGGAAAAAACUAAGAGGAGACGGCCAACCGCUGGUGGCCAGCUGGAUGACAAAAGGCGAGAGAUGCUCAAGAGGCACCCGCUGUCCCUCUCCUUCGACCUGGCGUGUAAAGAUGGCAGCGUCCUCAAUCUGUACUUCUACUACCUGAUAAACCUCAACAUUAUGACGGUCAAAGCUAAGAUUUCCUCAUCCACAGACCUCACCACAGCCAUCAGCGCAGGGGAGCUGGUCAAAUCUGAAACCCUUAUCAGCUGUCUGUAUUCGAACGAUCACGGAAGAGAAACGCCCAAUCCAGCCAACCGUUAUCAGUUUGAUAAAGUUGGAAUCGUUUCAUUCGCUGACUAUGUUGACGAGCUGGGCCAUCCCUACAAGUGGGUUCAGAGCCUUGGAGGGCUGCAUUUUCCAAGUGAUUCCUCAGAAGGUGUGCUUUUGGGCAGUUCUUUGAGUGCUAGCCAUAUGGAAACCACCAUGAAGCUCCUGCGGGGCCGGGUCCUGUCCCGCUUGGCUUUGCAUAAGCAGUUUGCUUCUUUAGAGCACAACAUCAUCCCUGUCACCAAUGAGUGUCUGCACCUCUUUCCAGCCAAGAUUAUUUCCCGCUUGGCGCAGUGGACCACCAUCACGCAUGAAGAGUACAUGGAUUUUCCAUUUACACGUCAUGUGGCAGACGCUGGUCUCGCGAAAGAGACCGAUAUGUACUUUUCUGCAGUGAUUGAAAGAGGCACAGCUCGUCUCCGGGCCGCAGUGGUGAUGAAUCCUCGUUACCCAGAAAUCUCUCCUCUCUUCUCACUGGCUCUCAGCUGGAAGGGAGAGCGCAGCGGACGCACUGACGACAACCUCCGGGCCAUAGAGAGCGAGGUGAACGUGUUCAAAAACGAGCUGCAGGGGCCGCGUCCAGGCUACCAGCUCUUGACCAAUCAGAUUUCCCGCCUGUGCGUGUGCCUGGACGUCUACCUGGAGACUGAAGAACAAGACGACGGCGUGGAAGGACCGCGGGAGUUUCCCCGGGAAAAGAUGUGCCUGCGCACUGUCAAGGGUCCAAAUCGUCUGAAGCCAUUCAAAUACAACCAUCCCCUGGGCCUCUUCAGUCAUCGCUAAAAGUUGGCCUGCGAUUCUCGUUGCAAAUUUUAACUCAUCGUGACAAUUGAAGCUUUUUAGAUGAACUGGUGACAUUUUCUUAAAAUCUUUCAUUUGACACCAUUUGAAAAUAAAUCAAUACAGUAUGUUGUUUUCUUUGGGGG
Syngnathoides biaculeatus (alligator pipefish) is the source of this 2366-nucleotide messenger RNA. It is a transcript of the gene thoc5, whose product is annotated as THO complex 5. Gene Ontology annotation, molecular function: mRNA binding. Gene Ontology annotation, cellular component: THO complex part of transcription export complex. The coding region runs from base 169 to 2223 and encodes 684 amino acids. Gene Ontology annotation, biological process: mRNA export from nucleus; positive regulation of DNA-templated transcription, elongation. The record is from RefSeq and is a predicted model, not a curated record. Lineage: Eukaryota; Metazoa; Chordata; Actinopteri; Syngnathiformes; Syngnathidae. The transcript has 20 exons.